AUGAUUGUACCACAGUUUCUAUCUGCUCUCAUUUUUGCACUUCUGCUGGUUGAAGAGAGUGGAGCCUGGUCUUACAGUGCCUCCACAGAAAACAUGACUUACGAUGAGGCGAGUGCGUACUGUCAGCAAAGGUACACACAUCUGGUAGCAAUUCAAAACAGGGAAGAGAUCGAGUACCUGAACUCCAUAUUGAGCUAUUCACCAAGCUACUACUGGAUAGGAAUCAGAAAGGUCAACGGAGUGUGGACCUGGGUAGGGACCCAGAAGCCCCUCACCAAAGAAGCUGAGAACUGGGCUCCACAUGAACCAAACAACAAACAAAACAACGAGGACUGUGUGGAGAUCUAUAUCAAGAGAGAAAAGGACAUGGGCAUGUGGAAUGAUGAGAGAUGCAGCAAAAAGAAGCUUGCCUUGUGCUAUACAGCUGCCUGUACCAAUACAUCCUGCAGCGGCCACGGGGAAUGCGUGGAGACCAUCAAUAACUAUACUUGCCGGUGCUACCCAGGCUUCAGCGGACUCAAGUGUGAGCAAGUUGUGACCUGUAAUGCACGGAAAGACCCUGAGCACGGAAGCCUGGUUUGCACCCAUCCUUUCGGGGACUUCAGCUACAAUUCUUCCUGCUCUGUCAGCUGUGAAAAGGGCUACGUCCCAAGCAGCCCCGAGGCCAUGCAGUGCACUUCCUCUGGGGAAUGGAGCGCUCCUAAUCCAGUCUGCAAUGUGGUUGAGUGUGAUGCUUUGACAAGUCCUGCCAGUGGAUCUGUGGAAUGUUCCUCAAGCCCUGGAAACUUCCCAUGGAACACAACCUGUGCAUUUGACUGUGAGGAAGGAUUUGAACUAGUGGGAGCCAGGAGUCUCCAGUGUACCUCAUCUGGAAAGUGGGACAAUGAGAGGCCAACGUGUAAAGCUGUGACGUGUGAUGCUGUCAGCCAGCUUCAGAAUGGCUCUGUGAGCUGCAGCUACUCCCCUGCUGGGGAGCUCACCUUCAAGUCAUCUUGCGACUUCACCUGCGAGGAAGGCUUCAUGCUGCAGGGACCAGCCCACAUUGAAUGCACUGCACAAGGGCAGUGGACACAGCAGAUCCCGGCUUGUGAAGCUUUCCAGUGUAAAGCCUUGUCCAGUCCAGAGAACGGCUACAUGAAUUGUCUUCCUAGUGCUUCUGGAAGUUUCCAAAGUGGGUCCAGCUGUGAGUUCUCCUGUGAGCAGGGAUUUGUGCUGAAGGGAUCUCAAAGGCUCCAGUGUGGCCCCUCAGGGGAGUGGGACAGCAAGAAGCCCACAUGCGAAGCUGUGAAAUGUGAUGCUGUCAGCCAGCCCCAGAGUGGUUCAGUGAGGUGUACCCAUUCCUCUGCUGGCAAAUUCACCUACAAGUCCUCCUGUGACUUCAGUUGUGAGGAAGGCUUUGAAUUACAUGGAUCAGCUCAACUUGAGUGCACAGCUCAGGGACAAUGGACACAGGAGGUCCCCUCUUGCCAAGUGGUAAAAUGUCCAAACCUGGCAGUUGCCGGGAAGGUCAACAUGAGCUGCAGUGGGGAGCCUGUGUUUGGCACCAUGUGUACGUUUGCGUGUCCUGAAGGAUGGAUGCUCAACGGUUCUGAAGUUCUGACCUGUGGCACCACAGGACACUGGUCUGGGAUGCUGCCCACCUGUGAAGCCCCCCUCGAGUCCAACAUUCCCUUGGCAGUUGGACUUUCUGCUGCUGGAACUUCCUUCCUGGCAUUAGCGUCAUUUCUCUUCUGGCUUCUGAAACGCCUUCGGAAGAAAGCAAAGAAAUUUGUCCCUUCCAGCAGCUGUCAGAGCCUUGAGUCAGAUGGAACCUACCAUUUUCCUUCUGAGUUGAUUUGAGUACAAAGGAAUCAGGUAAGAGUUGAUAAUCACAUAUUACUAUAGUGAUGUCCUCUCUACAUGCUUUAUUGCUU
Molecule: messenger RNA, 1913 nt
Organism: Choloepus didactylus (southern two-toed sloth)
Lineage: Eukaryota; Metazoa; Chordata; Mammalia; Pilosa; Megalonychidae
Gene: SELE
Product: selectin E
Exons: 12
Coding region: 1-1839 (612 amino acids)
Biological process (GO): response to cytokine; leukocyte tethering or rolling; heterophilic cell-cell adhesion
Cellular component (GO): external side of plasma membrane; membrane
Molecular function (GO): sialic acid binding; oligosaccharide binding
Source: RefSeq, a predicted model, not a curated record